AUGGUGCAGAUGGCCAUCUACGCCUCCGAAAUGCUUGCUGUAGAGGGGCUAAUCAGGAAUCACGCACUGGGCAUGCUUACCCAAGAUGAUUGGACGUGGUUAUGGUAUUUCGACAGCGCGGGGGCGGUCCAAGCGCAGGGCUUCAAUAUACUCGCACACACCGCAGACUUCGUGCUCAUCUUGAUGUUGCUCCAGCGCUUCAAGCUCCCGCAGUGGGGGUUUCCGGAGGGGACGAACUCUGAGGCGAGACUCGACGUGAUCCGGUGUCUAUCUCCACCGCGAGCUGAGAUCCCGGGACCGGCUGGUGGCACAAGAGACCCGGCACGUCAGCCGGUCGAGACCUUCGAAGUCGUUGGAACGGGCAAGGAUGAUUUGCCCAAGACCAUGGUGGUGGAUCCAGAGCGUAUUCUGCACAAGCCCUCGCCUAUUCUGAGAGGGCGUCGAACGAUGGUGCUUGAGGCGCAGGACCCGGGCAUGCCUACAAUGUCUUACGUCGCGAAAUGGUCAUAUCCCGAGACGAUACGCUGCAAUGAGGCCAAGGCGAUCUGGAUAGCUCGCGAGAUUGUCGAGGACAUGGACAAAGAGGCGCUGGGAUCGCUGACAGACGUGGUCGCAUUCAAGGACUUCGCGCACCUGUCUACAGACAACAUCCGACGCCAUCUCCGUCUAUUCAGCGACCCCACACAGUCGCUCGUCGACGCUGAGUACCACGGGGAGCGCAUUCUGCGGUGCAUCUUCGAGGUGAAGCUCAAGCCAUUGACGUAUCUGACCGGCUUCGAGUUCGUGCGGGGCAUAAUCGAUUGCAUUAACUGUCACAAACUCCUGUGGAUCGGUAAUGGCAAGCACAGAAUCGAACACACCGACCUGAGCUUUUGGAACCUUGGCGUUUGCCCAUUUUCGCUGCGCGUCAGGGUGCGCGACCUCGACCUUGCUCGUGUGGUGAUAGUCGGCCAGCCAAGCCAACCUCAAGGGUCAGAGAGGACGGGCACCAUCCCGUUCAUGGCGCUUGACCUAUUGGACGACGCCUACUGGAAAGGUGAUCUCGAGCGCCUCUAUCGCCACGAUCUGGAGGCCUUCGUGUGGGUCACGGUGUACUACGCUUGGGCCUUCAACGACGAAGGAGUUGAAGACGAGGCUUCCCCAGUUCAAGCCUGGCUGACGAACGACUACGACCUAUGCAGACUCAAGAAGGUUACCUUCCUUGCGCGUCAGGCGAUCCAUGAACUCCCGGACUACAAAACGAGCCAGGGCAAAGACUCCACGUUCGGAAUAGUCCUGUCCUUUGCCAGGCGGCUUUCUCGCUGGCUAAACAUAGAGCGCUCGCUCCAGUCAGCUACAAACCCACACUGGCCUGAUCCUUUCGAUGAGUCCGCCGACGACGAAGGUGUCGAGAAUGAGCCACUCUUCUCAGAUGGGAAACAUGGCGAUAAGCUCCAAGACGCAGUUCGUGUUUUCGAACACCUCUGGGAUCACCUCAAGGGUUUUCGCUCGGUAGUCAAGGGCGUGGAGGUGACGCCUGAGCGGGUUGAAUAUUACAUGGAACGAGAGAAGAAGAUCGAGAAGUUGAAGGCGCAGCGUAGGGCGGAGGACGACAGAUUGGACAGAGAAGCAGACGACGAGGAAAGGGAACGGAAGAAGGCUAAGAAGGCGGAGGAGGAGGAGGCACGAGAGGAGUGCGACCGGCUUGUGGAUCUGUACUCUCCGUUGCUAUCAUACGACCGGACUUGGUUACAUACCUACAUUUUGGACGAUUUCCUGCAUUGAAGAUGCUACGUAUACUAUAUGUCGCUCGUCUCGUUCUCCACGGGUGGUGCAGGGCACCGAACCACUCGCGACAACCAUUAUGUAUAGGCGGCUACGUAUAUAAUAUACACGAACUUACUCGGUUCUGAAGGGU
This is a messenger RNA of Fomitopsis serialis, 1897 nucleotides long. RefSeq lists its product as uncharacterized. Lineage: Eukaryota; Fungi; Basidiomycota; Agaricomycetes; Polyporales; Fomitopsidaceae. Bases 1 to 1764 code for a protein of 587 amino acids. The record is from RefSeq and is a predicted model, not a curated record. The transcript is spliced from 3 exons.